CAAAAAUUGCAACAGCAAGACUUUUAUAGACGCGUGUGCCGUGUGUGUGACCAAGUAAGCGAUUCGAGCAGUCCUUGCAUUAGUUUAUUAAAUAUAUAUAUAUAUAUACAUAUACAAAAAAUAAUGAAAAAAAAAAAAGUAUGACAGGGAUAAUAGCGAACUUUGAAGCCGGUAACAUGCACAUGUGCAAUACGUGUUUCAUAUAUCACUCAUAUGUCUUGUAAAUUUCUGCGUCAAGUAAAAUUAUAGCUAAGCGUGUACAUACAGUAUUGAGUAUACAAUAUAAUUUAACUGUCCAUUGGUGCAACGGGUUAUGGAGUAAUUACGUUAGUCAAGUAGCUUUCAUAAGAAUUUUUCAAUUCACCAAUAACUUGACUACUCACUACAGCCAAGUAGUUUCUAUUUAAACCCAUUUAAAUACUCAUACAAGUACACGGGGUUAUAAAAUUCAAAUAAUAUUCGGAUUCAGACCAUCAUUACAAAGUGAUUCAUAUUCAUAUUUUAAACAAUUGCAUUUAAAAUAACUAUCGAAACAAUAUAAGAUACUCCUUAAGUGUAAUCUGUUAUAUACAUACAUAUAUAUAGACGUAAUAUUAAAUAAUAAUAAUAUCAGCUCAUAUGAGGCUUUAAUACUAAGUAAGACUCUGACAAGUGUGAAAAAAACCUAGAAUACUGUAGAUAAAUGAAAUUAUUUAUUUUGUAAUUAAUAAUAAUUAUUAAAGUGUUGAUGUUUAAUUAAUAAUUAUCAAUAAUGCCGGGAACACGAGGUAAUGACACACAUCGUGUCAUACCUGGUCAUUAUUUGCACCAGUUACCUGAACAGGACGAAGUGAGACUUUCUAAGAUAUUUAAGGCGUUAGAUCAUGAUGGGAAUGGCAGGAUCGACGUGCAUGACUUGUCCAAGGCUUUACACAAAGUCGGUGUCCAUAAACGUUAUGCCGAGCAAUUUUUAGCUCAGUCAGAUCGCACUAAAAGUGGAGAUAUUAGUUUAGCUGAAUUUAUACAUUACGUUAUUGAACAUGAGAAAAAAUUACGAUUGCAAUUUACUCACCUUGAUAAAAAUAAAGAUGGUAAAAUUGAUCUGGAAGAACUCAUUAGCUCAUUUAAUAAAGAUCUUGGUAUUAAAAUGGAUCGAGCAGAGGCAACAAAAUUGCUCCAAAGAAUGGAUCAGGACGGUACUUUAAGUAUCAACUUCAACGAAUGGCGGGACUUCCUUAUGUAUGCACCCAGUGACGACAUACGUGACAUCAUCAGAUACUGGCGACAUUCCACAUACAUGGACAUCGGUGAAGAUAUCGGAGUACCUGAUGAUUUUACAAGCAAUGAAAUGAUAACAGGAAUGUGGUGGAGGCAUUUACUUGCUGGUGGAAUUGCUGGAGCUGUUUCGCGCACCUGCACUGCGCCUUUAGACCGAAUAAAAGUUUAUCUUCAGGUUCACGGGACAACACAUUGCAGUAUGACGAAUUGCUUUAGAUACAUGUUGAAAGAAGGUGGAAUACUGAGUCUAUGGCGUGGUAAUGGUAUUAAUGUACUUAAGAUUGGUCCUGAAACAGCUCUAAAGUUUAUGGCCUAUGAACAAGUCAAAAGAGCUAUCAAAGGAAAUGAUACGAGAGAGCUAGGUAUUAAUGAGAGAUUCGUUGCUGGGUCCAUGGCAGGUGGAAUUAGUCAGUCAGCAAUUUAUCCUCUUGAAGUACUAAAGACUAGAUUAGCGCUUCGUAAGACGGGUGAAUUUUCCAGUGUGAUUGACGCAGCUAAAAAAAUUCAUAGUCAAGGAGGUUUGAAAAGUUUUUACAGAGGCUACAUUCCUAAUUUAAUUGGAAUUCUUCCAUAUGCCGGAAUAGACUUGGCUGUUUAUGAAACAUUAAAAAACAGAUAUUUGAGAUCACACAAUAAUAAUGAACAGCCAGCAUUUUGGGUUUUACUUCUAUGCGGUACUAUUUCAAGCACUGCUGGACAAGUGUGUUCAUACCCGCUUGCACUAGUCAGAACUAGAUUACAAGCUGAAUUAUGUCCCGGAAAGUCACCUAAUACGAUGGUCAGUAUGUUUAAAGAUAUUAUACAACGCGAGGGUGUUCGAGGUCUCUACCGCGGGUUGACGCCUAAUUUUCUCAAGGUAGCGCCAGCGGUAUCAAUAAGCUACGUGGUUUAUGAACAUUUUCGACAAGCAUUAGGUGUCAAUAUGACGUGAUGAUUAUAUUUAACUAGGAAUUGACAAUUUUAUUAAUUUAUUAUUUAUCAUUUUAAUAUUGUAUGAAAUUUUUUGAUAUUAGUAAUAAAACAACAAAUUUAUUAAAAAAAAAUAACAGUCAAAAACAAUAAGAGAAAAGUAGGUGCUAAUUUAUAAAUGGGCGUGAUUGCUCAGCCUCAAUAUUAUUUAUUUAUUAUUAUUAUUAUUAUUAUCAUCAUUUUUUUAUCCCAAUGAUUGUACAUCAUUGUAAAUAAUUAAUCAGUUUACUUAAUUAUUUAUUGUCUCAUGACUUUGUGGAAUUUUAAAUUAUUUUAAGUUUAUAAUAACUCUAGAUAAAUUUAAAAUAAUCAAUUUUUUUUCCUAAUUGAUAUUAUCGAGUAUUUUAAAUCAAAGAAUCGCUUAGUCUACAUUAAUAAUAAUCGUGAUAAAGGUUUAUUGAUUAUAGUAAAUAAAUAAAUUAAUUAAUUAAUAAUUUUAAAACAAUUAUAAUAAUAAAUACUAAUUAUCAAGCUUCAGCAGAGCUGUUACUUCGAUAUCAGUAAUAGAAUGAAAGUAAUUCUUACAAACAUUUACUACUCAAUUUUAACAAAUAUUUAUUGUGAAUAUUCUCUUCACCAAAUAAUUAUUAACUUGAUAUAAUUAUAAUAUUUAAUAUUUAUAUAAUAAUAAUAAUAAUAGUAAUAAAAUAAAUCUCGUUGUGGGCCUCUGAAGAAAUUCGUUGAUUUUAUUUAAAAUACAACGAGAAAUAAAAACUAGGAUUACUUAUUAAUUAAUAAAUUAAUUAAUCAAAUAAAUAAUAAAAAAUUAUACACUGAUACUGUGAUAGAUAUGAUUGUGAGGAGGUAUUGUAAAUUGUUAUUUUAAAAGCAAAGAAUAACAAAAAAGGUGAAGAUCAAACAUACAUGAAUGUUUGAUUGUCAGAUUAAUUUUGGCUGUCGUUCAAAUUAAUCUAGACUGGGGACAAACUAGCAAAUGAUAAAAAUGUUAUUACAAUGUUUCUUGCAUCAUAUAAUUCAAUUAUUUAUUAUCAGGUAAAAAAAAAAAUUAAUAUUUGAAUUUAAUAUCAUUCCAAAAGUUUACACGAUUGUUGAUUGCCAGACUAAUGAGAGUAAAUUAAUAAACAAUAAUUAGCCACAGACUGCUUUUCUAUUGAACUAUAGUUAAUUAUAUUUAAAAAUUAUAAAAACUAAUUGAAUUUUUCGAAUCCUAAAUACAUUAUCAAAAAUAUAAUAUUUAUGAAAUAACAUAUUUACCGAUAAAUCAACAGGACUGAUUUAAAGUCAUGACUGUCAAGCAUUAGCUUAAAAAAUAAAUAAAUUAAAUCUCUAUUUAGUUUGUUAUUUAUGCUGGUGUACAUAAGCUUUUUUUUUCUUCAUUUAAAAAUUUAAUUUAUUUAUUGAGCUGUGUGAUGUU
Messenger RNA from Microplitis demolitor, 3601 nucleotides. It is a transcript of the gene SCaMC, whose product is annotated as calcium-binding mitochondrial carrier protein SCaMC-2-A. The transcript is spliced from 9 exons. Gene Ontology annotation, biological process: transmembrane transport. Gene Ontology annotation, molecular function: calcium ion binding; ATP transmembrane transporter activity. NCBI's taxonomy places the organism in Eukaryota, Metazoa, Arthropoda, Insecta, Hymenoptera, Braconidae. The coding region runs from base 752 to 2188 and encodes 478 amino acids. The record is from RefSeq and is a predicted model, not a curated record.